Molecule: messenger RNA, 4503 nt
Organism: Dicrocoelium dendriticum
Lineage: Eukaryota; Metazoa; Platyhelminthes; Trematoda; Plagiorchiida; Dicrocoeliidae
Source: the annotation of a GenBank genome assembly
AUGACAUACCUCAUCGGCAGGUUUGAUGAUGAUGAUGAUGAUGAUGAUGAUGAUGAUGAUGAUGAUGAUGAUGAUGAUGAUGAUGAUGAUGAUGAUGAUGAUGAUGAUGAUGAUGAUGAUGAUGAUGAUGAUGAUGAUGAUGAUGAUGAUGAUGAUGAUGAUGAUGAUGAUGAUGAUGAUGAUGAUGAUGAUGAUGAUGAUGAUGAUGAUGAUGAUGAUGAUGAUGAUGAUGAUGAUGAUGAUGAUGAUGAUGAUGAUGAUGAUGAUGAUGAUGAUGAUGAUGAUGAUGAUGAUGAUGAUGAUGAUGAUGAUGAUGAUGAUGAUGAUGAUGAUGAUGAUGAUGAUGAUGAUGAUGAUGAUGAUGAUGAUGAUGAUGAUGAUGAUGAUGAUGAUGAUGAUGAUGAUGAUGAUGAUGAUGAUGAUGAUGAUGAUGAUGAUGAUGAUGAUGAUGAUGAUGAUGAUGAUGAUGAUGAUGAUGAUGAUGAUGAUGAUGAUGAUGAUGAUGAUGAUGAUGAUGAUGAUGAUGAUGAUGAUGAUGAUGAUGAUGAUGAUGAUGAUGAUGAUGAUGAUGAUGAUGAUGAUGAUGAUGAUGAUGAUGAUGAUGAUGAUGAUGAUGAUGAUGAUGAUGAUGAUGAUGAUGAUGAUGAUGAUGAUGAUGAUGAUGAUGAUGAUGAUGAUGAUGAUGAUGAUGAUGAUGAUGAUGAUGAUGAUGAUGAUGAUGAUGAUGAUGAUGAUGAUGAUGAUGAUGAUGAUGAUGAUGAUGAUGAUGAUGAUGAUGAUGAUGAUGAUGAUGAUGAUGAUGAUGAUGAUGAUGAUGAUGAUGAUGAUGAUGAUGAUGAUGAUGAUGAUGAUGAUGAUGAUGAUGAUGAUGAUGAUGAUGAUGAUGAUGAUGAUGAUGAUGAUGAUGAUGAUGAUGAUGAUGAUGAUGAUGAUGAUGAUGAUGAUGAUGAUGAUGAUGAUGAUGAUGAUGAUGAUGAUGAUGAUGAUGAUGAUGAUGAUGAUGAUGAUGAUGAUGAUGAUGAUGAUGAUGAUGAUGAUGAUGAUGAUGAUGAUGAUGAUGAUGAUGAUGAUGAUGAUGAUGAUGAUGAUGAUGAUGAUGAUGAUGAUGAUGAUGAUGAUGAUGAUGAUGAUGAUGAUGAUGAUGAUGAUGAUGAUGAUGAUGAUGAUGAUGAUGAUGAUGAUGAUGAUGAUGAUGAUGAUGAUGAUGAUGAUGAUGAUGAUGAUGAUGAUGAUGAUGAUGAUGAUGAUGAUGAUGAUGAUGAUGAUGAUGAUGAUGAUGAUGAUGAUGAUGAUGAUGAUGAUGAUGAUGAUGAUGAUGAUGAUGAUGAUGAUGAUGAUGAUGAUGAUGAUGAUGAUGAUGAUGAUGAUGAUGAUGAUGAUGAUGAUGAUGAUGAUGAUGAUGAUGAUGAUGAUGAUGAUGAUGAUGAUGAUGAUGAUGAUGAUGAUGAUGAUGAUGAUGAUGAUGAUGAUGAUGAUGAUGAUGAUGAUGAUGAUGAUGAUGAUGAUGAUGAUGAUGAUGAUGAUGAUGAUGAUGAUGAUGAUGAUGAUGAUGAUGAUGAUGAUGAUGAUGAUGAUGAUGAUGAUGAUGAUGAUGAUGAUGAUGAUGAUGAUGAUGAUGAUGAUGAUGAUGAUGAUGAUGAUGAUGAUGAUGAUGAUGAUGAUGAUGAUGAUGAUGAUGAUGAUGAUGAUGAUGAUGAUGAUGAUGAUGAUGAUGAUGAUGAUGAUGAUGAUGAUGAUGAUGAUGAUGAUGAUGAUGAUGAUGAUGAUGAUGAUGAUGAUGAUGAUGAUGAUGAUGAUGAUGAUGAUGAUGAUGAUGAUGAUGAUGAUGAUGAUGAUGAUGAUGAUGAUGAUGAUGAUGAUGAUGAUGAUGAUGAUGAUGAUGAUGAUGAUGAUGAUGAUGAUGAUGAUGAUGAUGAUGAUGAUGAUGAUGAUGAUGAUGAUGAUGAUGAUGAUGAUGAUGAUGAUGAUGAUGAUGAUGAUGAUGAUGAUGAUGAUGAUGAUGAUGAUGAUGAUGAUGAUGAUGAUGAUGAUGAUGAUGAUGAUGAUGAUGAUGAUGAUGAUGAUGAUGAUGAUGAUGAUGAUGAUGAUGAUGAUGAUGAUGAUGAUGAUGAUGAUGAUGAUGAUGAUGAUGAUGAUGAUGAUGAUGAUGAUGAUGAUGAUGAUGAUGAUGAUGAUGAUGAUGAUGAUGAUGAUGAUGAUGAUGAUGAUGAUGAUGAUGAUGAUGAUGAUGAUGAUGAUGAUGAUGAUGAUGAUGAUGAUGAUGAUGAUGAUGAUGAUGAUGAUGAUGAUGAUGAUGAUGAUGAUGAUGAUGAUGAUGAUGAUGAUGAUGAUGAUGAUGAUGAUGAUGAUGAUGAUGAUGAUGAUGAUGAUGAUGAUGAUGAUGAUGAUGAUGAUGAUGAUGAUGAUGAUGAUGAUGAUGAUGAUGAUGAUGAUGAUGAUGAUGAUGAUGAUGAUGAUGAUGAUGAUGAUGAUGAUGAUGAUGAUGAUGAUGAUGAUGAUGAUGAUGAUGAUGAUGAUGAUGAUGAUGAUGAUGAUGAUGAUGAUGAUGAUGAUGAUGAUGAUGAUGAUGAUGAUGAUGAUGAUGAUGAUGAUGAUGAUGAUGAUGAUGAUGAUGAUGAUGAUGAUGAUGAUGAUGAUGAUGAUGAUGAUGAUGAUGAUGAUGAUGAUGAUGAUGAUGAUGAUGAUGAUGAUGAUGAUGAUGAUGAUGAUGAUGAUGAUGAUGAUGAUGAUGAUGAUGAUGAUGAUGAUGAUGAUGAUGAUGAUGAUGAUGAUGAUGAUGAUGAUGAUGAUGAUGAUGAUGAUGAUGAUGAUGAUGAUGAUGAUGAUGAUGAUGAUGAUGAUGAUGAUGAUGAUGAUGAUGAUGAUGAUGAUGAUGAUGAUGAUGAUGAUGAUGAUGAUGAUGAUGAUGAUGAUGAUGAUGAUGAUGAUGAUGAUGAUGAUGAUGAUGAUGAUGAUGAUGAUGAUGAUGAUGAUGAUGAUGAUGAUGAUGAUGAUGAUGAUGAUGAUGAUGAUGAUGAUGAUGAUGAUGAUGAUGAUGAUGAUGAUGAUGAUGAUGAUGAUGAUGAUGAUGAUGAUGAUGAUGAUGAUGAUGAUGAUGAUGAUGAUGAUGAUGAUGAUGAUGAUGAUGAUGAUGAUGAUGAUGAUGAUGAUGAUGAUGAUGAUGAUGAUGAUGAUGAUGAUGAUGAUGAUGAUGAUGAUGAUGAUGAUGAUGAUGAUGAUGAUGAUGAUGAUGAUGAUGAUGAUGAUGAUGAUGAUGAUGAUGAUGAUGAUGAUGAUGAUGAUGAUGAUGAUGAUGAUGAUGAUGAUGAUGAUGAUGAUGAUGAUGAUGAUGAUGAUGAUGAUGAUGAUGAUGAUGAUGAUGAUGAUGAUGAUGAUGAUGAUGAUGAUGAUGAUGAUGAUGAUGAUGAUGAUGAUGAUGAUGAUGAUGAUGAUGAUGAUGAUGAUGAUGAUGAUGAUGAUGAUGAUGAUGAUGAUGAUGAUGAUGAUGAUGAUGAUGAUGAUGAUGAUGAUGAUGAUGAUGAUGAUGAUGAUGAUGAUGAUGAUGAUGAUGAUGAUGAUGAUGAUGAUGAUGAUGAUGAUGAUGAUGAUGAUCACUAUGAUGAUGAUGAUGAUCAUGAUGAUGAUGAUGAUGAUGACGAUGAUGAUGAUGAUGAUGAUGAUGAUGAUGAUGAUGAUGAUGAUGAUGAUGAUGAUGAUGAUGAUGAUGAUGAUGAUGAUGAUGAUGAUGAUGAUGAUGAUGAUGAUGAUGAUGAUGAUGAUGAUGAUGAUGAUGAUGAUGAUGAUGAUGAUGAUGAUGAUGAUGAUGAUGAUGAUGAUGAUGAUGAUGAUGAUGAUGAUGAUGAUGAUGAUGAUGAUGAUGAUGAUGAUGAUGAUGAUGAUGAUGAUGAUGAUGAUGAUGAUGAUGAUGAUGAUGAUGAUGAUGAUGAUGAUGAUGAUGAUGAUGAUGAUGAUGAUGAUGAUGAUGAUGAUGAUGAUGAUGAUGAUGAUGAUGAUGAUGAUGAUGAUGAUGAUGAUGAUGAUGAUGAUGAUGAUGAUGAUGAUGAUGAUGAUGAUGAUGAUGAUGAUGAUGAUGAUGAUGAUGAUGAUGAUGAUGAUGAUGAUGAUGAUGAUGAUGAUGAUGAUGAUGAUGAUGAUGAUGAUGAUGAUGAUGAUGAUGAUGAUGAUGAUGAUGAUGAUGAUGAUGAUGAUGAUGAUGAUGAUGAUGAUGAUGAUGAUGAUGAUGAUGAUGAUGAUGAUGAUGAUGAUGAUGAUGAUGAUGAUGAUGAUGAUGAUGAUGAUGAUGAUGAUGAUGAUGAUGAUGAUGAUGAUGAUGAUGAUGAUGAUGAUGAUGAUGAUGAUGAUGAUGAUGAUGAUGAUGAUGAUGAUGAUGAUGAUGAUGAUGAUGAUGAUGAUGAUGAUGAUGAUGAUGAUGAUGAUGAUGAUGAUGAUGAUGAUGAUGAUGAUGAUGAUGAUGAUGAUGUUGAGGAUGAGGAUGAGGAUGAUGAUGAUGAUGAUGAUGAUUGA